Molecule: messenger RNA, 5392 nt
Organism: Talpa occidentalis (Iberian mole)
Lineage: Eukaryota; Metazoa; Chordata; Mammalia; Eulipotyphla; Talpidae
Gene: IDE
Product: insulin degrading enzyme
Exons: 25
Coding region: 259-3195 (978 amino acids)
Biological process (GO): peptide catabolic process
Cellular component (GO): mitochondrion; peroxisomal matrix; cytosol
Molecular function (GO): metal ion binding; metalloendopeptidase activity
Source: RefSeq, a predicted model, not a curated record
GCCUCCAUGUACACCCGAGAAGGCGGAGGCCCAGAGAGAUUGUGUAAUUUCCCCACAAUUGCAGAGAUUGUGGCAAAAACCAGGAGCGGGAAGCGGGGCUUUUAUUUAUAAUUUAUUGCCAUCCGGUGGCGUUCUCGCUCAGUGUUGCCGCUCUGUGUGUACUGAAAAUUUUCAACCUUGUUGCAAAAGCUGAGUACUCUUUCUUUACUUUGAGUAGGAAGGAAUUGGCAAAGUUUCCAGAAGAAUACUUACAGCAAAAUGAAUAAUCAAGCUAUCAAGAGACUGGAAAAUCACAUAGUGAAAUCUCCUGAAGACAAACGAGAAUAUCGUGGUCUAGAGCUGGCCAAUGGAAUCAAAGUACUUCUCAUCAGUGAUCCCACCACAGACAAGUCUUCAGCAGCACUUGAUGUACACAUAGGUUCAUUGUCAGAUCCCCCGAAUAUCGCUGGCUUAAGUCAUUUUUGUGAACAUAUGCUAUUUUUGGGAACAAAGAAAUACCCUAAAGAAAACGAAUAUAGCCAGUUUCUCAGUGAGCAUGCUGGAAGUUCAAAUGCCUUUACUAGUGGAGAGCAUACCAAUUACUAUUUUGAUGUUUCCCAUGAACACCUAGAAGGUGCCCUAGACAGGUUUGCACAGUUUUUCCUGUGUCCCUUGUUUGAUGAGAGUUGCAAAGACAGAGAAGUGAAUGCAGUUGAUUCAGAACAUGAGAAGAAUGUGAUGAACGAUGCCUGGAGACUCUUCCAGUUGGAAAAAGCUACAGGGAAUCCCAAACAUCCCUUCAGCAAAUUUGGGACAGGUAACAAAUAUACUCUAGAGACUAGACCAAACCAGGAAGGCAUUGAUGUAAGACAAGAGCUACUAAAGUUUCAUUCUACUUAUUAUUCAUCCAAUUUAAUGGCUAUUUGUGUUUUAGGACGAGAAUCUUUAGAUGACUUAACUAAUCUGGUGGUAAAGUUAUUUUCUGAAGUAGAGAACAAAAGUGUCCCCUUGCCAGAAUUUCCUGAACACCCUUUCCAAGAAGAACAUCUGAAACAACUGUACAAAAUAGUACCCAUUAAAGAUAUUAGGAAUCUUUAUGUGACAUUUCCCAUACCUGACCUUCAGAAGUACUACAAAUCAAAUCCUGGUCAUUACCUUGGUCAUCUCAUAGGGCAUGAAGGUCCUGGAAGUCUGUUAUCAGAACUUAAAUCAAAGGGUUGGGUAAAUACUCUUGUUGGAGGACAGAAGGAAGGAGCUCGAGGUUUUAUGUUUUUUAUCAUUAAUGUGGACCUGACUGAGGAAGGGUUAUUACAUGUUGAAGAUAUAAUUUUGCACAUGUUUCAAUACAUUCAGAAGUUACGUGCAGAAGGACCUCAAGAAUGGGUUUUCCAAGAGUGCAAGGACCUGAAUGCUGUUGCUUUUCGAUUUAAAGAUAAAGAAAGACCACGGAGCUAUACCUCUAAGAUUGCGGGAGUAUUGCAUUAUUAUCCCCUAGAAGAAGUGCUUACAGCUGAAUAUUUACUGGAAGAAUUUAGACCUGAUUUAAUAGAGAUGGUUCUCAAUAAACUUAGACCAGAAAAUGUCCGGGUUGCAGUAGUUUCUAAAUCUUUUGAAGGAAAAACAGAUCGCACAGAAGAGUGGUAUGGAACCCAGUACAGACAAGAAGCUAUACCAGAUGAAGUCAUUAAGAAAUGGCAAAAUGCUGACCUGAAUGGGAAAUUUAAACUUCCAAUGAAAAAUGAAUUUAUUCCUACAAAUUUUGAGAUUUUAUCACUGGAAAAAGAAGCAACACCAUACCCUUCUCUUAUUAAGGAUACAGCUAUGAGCAAACUCUGGUUCAAACAAGAUGAUAAGUUUUUCUUGCCAAAGGCUUGUCUCAACUUUGAAUUUUUCAGCCCAUUUGCUUAUGUGGACCCCUUGCACUAUAACUUGGCCUAUUUGUACCUUGAGCUCCUCAAAGACUCACUCAACGAGUAUGCAUAUGCAGCAGAGCUAGCAGGCUUGAGCUAUGACCUCCAAAAUACCAUCUAUGGGAUGUAUCUCUCAGUGAGAGGUUACAAUGACAAGCAACCAAUUUUGCUAAAGAAGAUUAUUGAGAAAAUGGCUACCUUUGAAAUUGAUGAAAAAAGAUUUGAAAUUAUCAAAGAGGCGUAUAUGCGGUCUCUUAACAAUUUCCGAGCUGAACAGCCUCACCAGCAUGCCAUGUACUACCUCCGCUUGCUGAUGACUGAAGUGGCCUGGACUAAAGAUGAACUAAAAGAAGCGCUGGAUGAUGUCACCCUUCCUCGCCUUAAGGCCUUCAUACCUCAGCUGCUGUCACGGCUGCACAUUGAAGCUCUUCUCCAUGGAAACAUAACAAAGCAGGCUGCAUUAGGAAUCAUGCAGAUGGUUGAAGACACUCUUAUUGAACAUGCUCAUACAAAACCUCUCCUUCCAAGUCAGCUGGUUCGGUAUAGAGAAGUUCAGCUCCCUGACAGAGGAUGGUUUGUUUAUCAGCAGAGGAAUGAAGUUCAUAAUAACUGUGGCAUCGAGAUAUAUUACCAAACAGACAUGCAGAGCACCUCAGAGAAUAUGUUUCUGGAACUCUUCUGUCAAAUCAUCUCUGAGCCUUGCUUCAAUACCCUGCGUACCAAGGAGCAGCUGGGCUAUAUCGUCUUCAGUGGGCCACGUCGAGCCAAUGGCAUACAGGGCUUACGAUUCAUCAUCCAGUCAGAAAAGCCACCACACUACCUAGAAAGCAGAGUGGAAGCUUUCCUAAUUACCAUGGAAAAGUCCAUAGAGGAUAUGACAGAAGAGGCCUUCCAGAAACACAUUCAAGCAUUAGCAAUUCGUCGACUAGACAAACCAAAGAAGCUAUCUGCAGAGUGUACUAAAUAUUGGGAGGAAAUCAUCUCCCAGCAGUACAAUUUUGACAGAGAUAAUAUAGAAGUUGCAUAUUUAAAGACACUCACCAAGGAAGAUAUCAUCAGAUUCUACAAGGAAAUGUUGGCAGUAGAUGCCCCAAGGAGACAUAAGGUGUCUGUCCAUGUUCUUGCCAGAGAGAUGGAUUCUUGUCCUGUGGUUGGAGAGUUCCCAUGUCAAAAUGAUGUAAAUUUGUCACAAGCACCAGCCUUGCCACAACCUGAGGUGAUUCAGAACAUGACUGAGUUCAAGCGUGGUCUGCCACUGUUUCCCCUAGUGAAACCACAUAUUAACUUCAUGGCUGCAAAACUCUGAGGAUUUCCUAUGGGUGGGAAAGUGCAAGUGGAUGCAUUCCUGAGUCUUCCCAGAGCUAGGGAAACAAUCUUAGCCACCUUAAUAUUUUCAGGCUCAUUGUUACAAAGACAAACAGAAAAAAAAGAAAUUGUCAAAUGUCAUUAUGUAGAAAUAUUAAAUCCAAAGUAAUUAAAUUACAAAAUCUUAUAAAUGUAGAAUAUUUUUAAAAUACAUGCCUCUUAAAUAUUUAAAAAGUUUUCUUUUCAUUACUAAGGGAAAUUCCCCUUAUAUAACAGUACUUAAAAUGAUGAAUGAUACUCCUUUAGAAUCUUCCUUUCCUAUUCUGCAAAACAGUCACUUGUCAAAAAAAAAAAAAAAUGUUAGCUUUCUCCUAAAAGCCUUCUAGGUUGACAGAAAAGGCCUCAAAACAUUUAGAAAGGUAACAGAUAACUUUGUUAACAAUUGAUCCUCAAAUUGGCUUUCUACUUGAUGGUUUCAUGUAAAUCAGUGGAGAACAUUACAUUUGGCAGAUUAUAAACAAUGCAAUUUUCUUUCAUUAGUGAAAUUGCUGAUUAUAUAAGGCAUGGUUUUAAUCUUUUUAUAAAACGUGAACAUGUUUUAUAUUCAAACUAGCAUAUGCUGGAAAACCUUAGAACACCCUACUUAUUUACAGUGCUAGAAAUACAGACUUACCUUACAUCAAUUUUGUCCCAAACUGAAUUUCUCAGGAUUACUGUGAUUUGUUUCUUUCUGAUUGAAUUAUAUUGACAUUCUUGUUCAUAGUUGGUUUGCAGUGUUCCAUCAAUUUUACUUUUCCCCCAUCAACAUGUUGCUGUGUUUAACAAGUACAACCUUGGUCAACUUCAGAGCCCACUGUGUGUGUGACAUGCUUUUCUAACAUCAUAUAUUAUAAAUACCUGUGCUCUUUACUGCCAUGAAAUUGCAUUCUGAAUACCAACCAAAAUAUUUGCCCCUUUAUGAAGUCAGAAGACAACAAGUACAAGGUCACCUUUUUGGGGGUAUAAAUAAAGCCCUGGAUUCUUAAAUAGUAUGAGUUCUAUAAGCUCUAAAAUCACUUUUGCUACCAGUCUAAUCUUGCCUUAAGUAAGUUAUUUUUGAAUCUAUAAAUAUAAACAUACAAACCCACAGAUGAUGACUGGAGUGGACUUUUAAAAAAUAUUUUUUUUCAUGAGAUACUAUUUUCGAUGAAACUGUUACUGUAUAUUUAGCAACUGUUUUGAAAUAUUUACUGUUAGUUAGGCUUGCUUCAAGAGAAAUUGUGAAUAUACUUCCACAUACAGGCACUAGUAACACUACGUGGCCCUGUUGCUCACUAUCUCAGGCAAAGUCAAGAAUGGCAUUUUCAGAUGACAUUUUGCCACCGUAGGAGUAAUUUGCCAGGACUUCUUCCUGUGGAGUCAUGUCUUUUUACAUCUUAAGUUUUCACAUUUGCCAUUUUCCAAAUAAUCUAAAUUUGGGGCAAGAAUGAUAUAAUCUCUACUAUGGAGGCUGUUUUCAAAAGCAGGGCUCCAUUUCUACUAUCAGAUAAAUGUGGUGCUGUAACUGUCUUUUUAUCCCUACCUUCAAGAGUUCCUUGUUUGAAGCCUGUCUUUGUCCAUCAGAAGGUGUGUGAGUCAUUACUUCCUUCUGAUUUUAUGCAUUUGCAGGCUAUUUAUUCAGCGUUUCAUCAAACUGCAAAUAUAUACAAGAGGGAUCUAAAAUUAGUCCUGAGUGUUUAAAUCUACUGCUGUAAGAGUAAAUAAUCCACCUACCUUUUCUGUGAAAAAUUAUGUGCUAUUGAGUAACUGAGCUCUUUUUAAAAAAUGGGUGAAAUUUAACAGUGUCAUUUUUAUGAGAAAGUCAUAUGAAGAAAUCUGAAAGGAAUCUCAUGUAGUCUUCCAGGAACCUAUGAUUGUUGUUCAGUAUGCUUCAGCGUCAUCUGGUUUCCAAAUUGGAUUGAGUACUGUUGGAUCACUCAGGCAUACUAAUGGAUUCAUUAAGUGGAUCCAAGCUGCAGUCCAUGAGCAAUAACAGACUACCCCAGAUACUGCUAUUUACUCAAAGCUUAGUAAAUGAGAUCUGUAAAGCAAAUUAAGUUAUUAGUUACCUGUGACUUUUUAAAAGAAGUCUUUUAGUUGAUGUGGAAGAAAGAGCAUGUGACACAGCCAUUAUGGUGGAGUGCUAGGGUAAUCCUGUUUACAAUAAAUUGCCUGAAUUU